GGGUUUUUCUAGCAGUGUGAAGUGGGCCGCAGUUGGAGCGUAAAUGUCAGAGGCAAAGUGUGAAAAAAUCAGAGAAAAACAUUAUUUCUGGAACACAGGAAACGAUAAUUGUGUUCAAUCAUGAAUUUCCUGGGUUUUGGACAAUCCGCUGACUUGGACAUUGUGUUCGAUGGGGCCGAUUCGAGGAAGAUGGCUGAGAUCAAGACGGAGGACGGCAAGAAGGAGAAGUACCUUCUCUACUACGACGGCGAGACCGUGUCCGGGAAGGUGAACGUGACGCUGAAGAAGCCGGGCAGCAAGCUGGAGCAUCAGGGCAUCAAAAUCGAGCUCAUCGGCCAGAUCGAGCUGUACUACGACCGCGGCAAUCACCAUGAGUUCCUGUCGCUGGUCAAGGAGCUGGCGCGGCCGGGCGACCUCAUCCAGAACAGCAGCUACCCGUUCGAGUUCGCAAACGUGGAGAAGCCCUACGAGGUGUACGUGGGCUCCAACGUGCGGCUGCGGUACUUCCUGCGCGCCACCGUCGUGCGGCGCCUCAGUGACAUCAUCCGGGAAGUGGACAUCGCCGUGCACACGCUGUGCAGCUACCCGGAGGUGAACAGCCCCAUCAAGAUGGAGGUGGGCAUCGAGGACUGCCUGCACAUUGAGUUCGAGUACAACAAGUCCAAGUACCAUCUGAAGGAUGUGAUCGUGGGCAAGAUCUACUUCCUCCUCGUCCGCAUCAAGAUCAAGCACAUGGAGAUCGCGAUAAUCAAGCGCGAGACGACGGGCUCGGGGCCGAACACCUUCACGGAGAACGAGACAAUCGCCAAGUAUGAGAUCAUGGAUGGGGCGCCGGUGCGGGGCGAGAGCAUACCGAUAAGAGUCUUUCUGGCGGGCUACGAUCUCACGCCCGCCAUGCGUGAUAUCAACAAGAAGUUCUCCGUCAAGUAUUUCCUCAAUCUCGUCCUCAUGGACACGGAGGAUCGCCGGUACUUCAAGCAACAGGAAAUCACGCUGUGGCGGAAGGCGGAGAAAUCCAGGAAGUCGUCGGCGGUCGCGCCCAACAAUCCCCAUGUGCCAUCUCACCUGGUUGGCUCAGACAGUGAUAUGGCGCCCAAGGCGCUGCAGAGCGACGCCGGGCAGAACUUGGACACCUCGCCUGCGCCGCCAAUGGAUCCGACCGUCGGCCUGUUCACCCAGGAGAGCCCCCAGAAUGAAACCAAACCCACGGAAUCGCCCACAUUUCAUGCGGAGAAUGAUAACAGUGAAUCAGCACAAUCCACAAAUGAUCUGCCACUGCCGCUGGAUUCGCCGGACUCAGCAGAGCAAAACCCGUAGGAGGACAACAAAAGUAGAACAAUAAUGAACUGAAUUGGUAUACAAAAGAUAGCGAGGAUGCGUGAAUCUGAAUAUCCGCAGUGUUGAGGAGGCGAUGCGAGUGAUGAGAGCAUUAUACAUACAAUAGUGGCGCCGCCGGAGGAAAGAGAGAGAGCAUGUUUGGAAUGUAAAGAGACGAUCGCGUAGCACUAAUAUCUGUAUAAUAAUUCCAGCAGUAAAUAUAUUGACACAAUCUGGAAGUGAAUAUCUCGCUACGAAGGGAGGAAAUGUCUUGCGAUGGUUGUUCA
Phlebotomus argentipes is the source of this 1604-nucleotide messenger RNA. It is a transcript of the gene Vps26, whose product is annotated as vacuolar protein sorting-associated protein 26B-like. Bases 121 to 1317 code for a protein of 398 amino acids. The record is from RefSeq and is a predicted model, not a curated record. Gene Ontology annotation, biological process: retrograde transport, endosome to Golgi; intracellular protein transport. The transcript is spliced from 4 exons. Gene Ontology annotation, cellular component: retromer complex; endosome. NCBI's taxonomy places the organism in Eukaryota, Metazoa, Arthropoda, Insecta, Diptera, Psychodidae.